AUGAAAGAGAAUAUUUCUCUUCUUCUUCCACAAAGAUCCUUCCACCACCAUAGAAGUAACUUGAAGAAAACUUUCAAAAUGCUUGAUCAUUCGGCCCUUGAUUGCAAAACUGUGGCGUCUUUCACUCAACUAGCAUCCGAGUUACAGAAGAAAAUUUUGAAGAUGAUUUUGGAGAGUUUUGGACUUGAGAAAUACAUGGAUGAGCUCAUUGACUCCACAAACUAUCAACUGAGGGUCAUGAAAUAUGAAAAGCCAAAACCAAGUGAUUCAACCCAUGCGUUAGCUGCGCACUGUGACACUAAUACGAUGACCCUUUUGUAUCAAAACGAGGUUAAUGGACUACAGAUUCAAAGCAAAGAUGGUGAAUGGAUCAAUAUGAAGCCUUCACCCAACUCUUUCAUAGUCUUGAUUGGAGAGUCCCUUAGCGUAUGGUUAAAUGGUCGAUUGCCUUCGCCUUCUCAUCGUGUCAUGAUGAAGGGUAACGAAGAUAGGUAUAGCUUGGGACUAUUUACAAGGCCAAGAGGAGGCUACGUAAUAAAGGUUCCAAAUGAGCUUGUCGAUGACAACAAUCCCAUUCUUUUCAAACCUCAUGACCAUGAAGAAUUUUUGAAAUUUUAUUACUUCGAAAUCGCUCAAGCAGCUGUUAAACCUUGGGGUUAUAUAUCUCGUCUUAAUGCUUAUUGUAGUGUCUAA
Gossypium raimondii (Peruvian cotton) is the source of this 693-nucleotide messenger RNA. Its product is annotated as probable 2-oxoglutarate-dependent dioxygenase AOP1. The transcript is spliced from 4 exons. NCBI's taxonomy places the organism in Eukaryota, Viridiplantae, Streptophyta, Magnoliopsida, Malvales, Malvaceae. The record is from RefSeq and is a predicted model, not a curated record. Gene Ontology annotation, molecular function: dioxygenase activity. Bases 1 to 693 code for a protein of 230 amino acids.